UCUCACAGGUUUUGAGGACCUUUCAGUCCAUCAUGGCGGCGCCCGGUGGCACUCUGAACUGUGCGGACUUUUUAAUGUUUCAGGAGGUGUUAAAAGCAAUGCGUACCUUUGAUGACCGGAUUGUCCACGCUCUCAACACUACCGUGCCCACGGUGUCCUUCUCAGGAAAAGUGGAUGUCACGCAGACCUGCAAAGAGCUCUACGAGUCUCUGGUGGAGGCCCAUUUGAGUAGAGAUAAAGCAAUAAAAACGUGUAUUAUAGAAACCUCAGAAGUUGUCGGGCGGUUACGUGAAGCGAGGGCGAAGGACAGCGACAACCUGUCGAUCAUCAAACAACUCAGGAAAGAGCAAAACAAGUUAAAACUCAUGCAGUCUGAACUGAACGUUGAAGAAGUCAUCAAUGAUCGCAGUUUGAAGGUUUUCAACGAACGAUGUCGGAUCCACUACACCCCCCCUAAGAACUAAUUAAAGCUCCGUUCCCUUUGGAGAGGGCUACAGUAUACACUGAGCUGGCUGUGAAUCGCUGGAAACAACUGGAGUGAGUUGGGAUACCGCUCUGUUUUAAAUCCCUCUCAUUUCCCACUGUUAGUCUGAACUCCUGUGUUUCUACAGUAACAUGAGACUUCUUGCUCUUUAUGCCAGCGUUGUACUAAAUGUUGUACAAAGAUUUUUAUAAACAUUUAGUUGUUUUUUUCCAGUG
This is a messenger RNA of Ictalurus furcatus (blue catfish), 699 nucleotides long. It is a transcript of the gene mix23, whose product is annotated as mitochondrial matrix import factor 23. NCBI's taxonomy places the organism in Eukaryota, Metazoa, Chordata, Actinopteri, Siluriformes, Ictaluridae. The transcript is spliced from 5 exons. Gene Ontology annotation, cellular component: mitochondrion; mitochondrial intermembrane space. Bases 33 to 464 code for a protein of 143 amino acids. The record is from RefSeq and is a predicted model, not a curated record.